This is a messenger RNA of Aspergillus bombycis, 867 nucleotides long. RefSeq names its product gluconate 5-dehydrogenase. Gene Ontology annotation, molecular function: oxidoreductase activity, acting on NAD(P)H, oxygen as acceptor. Bases 1 to 867 code for a protein of 288 amino acids. Gene Ontology annotation, cellular component: intracellular anatomical structure. The transcript has a single exon. The record is from RefSeq and is a predicted model, not a curated record. NCBI's taxonomy places the organism in Eukaryota, Fungi, Ascomycota, Eurotiomycetes, Eurotiales, Aspergillaceae.
AUGGCCCCGGAAAAGGACGUGGUGGUCGUUACCGGCUGUGGAGGCAUGGGCCUCGCCAUCGCGCGCCGCGUGGGCAGCGGUGCCUGCAUCCUCCUGGCCGACUACUCGCACGUUACGCUCGAGAGGGCCGUGCAAGCACUCCGCGAAGAAGGCCACAGCGCGCAAGGUGUGCAGGCAGACGUGGCUGACCUCAGCGCGGUCAACAGACUCGCAUCGCACGCCGCUAGGCUUGGCUCGAUAAGGGUGGUCGCCCACACGGCCGGCGUGGCCAUGAAUCAAGCGCCUCCCAGCCGAAUUUACCAAGUGAACCUACUGGGCACCGCAAAUGUGAUCGAGGCGUUCUAUCCUUUCGCGACGGCCGGUACUUCUCUAGUCGCAAUCUCCAGCGCAGCCGGACACGGCUUGCAAGGCUUACUCUCGCCGGACCUCGAACAGCACCUGGCGACUGCCCCAUUGCAAACCUUGUUGCAGCAUCCCGACUUCCCUACAGACUUCUUUGGCCCGGUGACCGAGAGCGAAGACCAGCGUUCCCGCAUAAGUGCAUACGGGAUCUCGAAGCGAGGGAAUAUCCUGCGCGUGCAGGCGUCUGCACCCUCAUGGGCGAGCAAAGGUGCUAGGACCAACUCGGUUAGUCCUGGGGUGGUGCAAUCCACCAUGAUGAGAGAGGAGCUGGAGGGGCCUGGGGCGUCUCCAAUUCGGAAGGCUAUUGAUCGGACUGCUGCUGGGAGGUUGGGGACGACGGCCGACAUUGCGAAUGCGGUUGCGUUUUUAUGUUCCAAGGAUGCGACUUUUGUCAUGGGAAGCGAUUUGUUGGUCGAUGGAGGAUUGACAGCCUCAAACGUUUGGGGCCAUGGGGAUUUGGAGUAG